UAUCCGGAUAGUUAGAGCUGUACCUAGAUGGGGAUCUUGAAUGGCAAGGGCCUGGCACCUGGUUCUGCUUCCAAUGCCAUUUCUAGUUGGUUUUUAGCAAAUUAACUGUCCUCCUACUUGAUACCUGCUUUUUUCUCUUCUGAUAGGAGGCUCUGGGUCCAGCUUCCGUCUCACUUCUCUACUUUCCUUAAUUUUCUCCCCCCCCUCACCUCUUCUGCUUGCCUGAUCCCCCACAGCUUUUGGUUACAUGGGUCUCUCUCUCUCCCUCCCUAUGAACUUGGCCUAGGAAUUACUUAUCUGUGUUUCAUGUUUCCCUAACCAGCUCCUCAGGGCUGGGAACCUGUCUCCAUGACCUAUACUUCUGUCCUGUGCAAAUAUAUUCAUCUUCUGAGCAUGUAGCUGGGAACAUGUUAUUAGUUUUUUGCUGGGCCCUGCUGAGAUUGUUGGGUAGGAAGGAACCUUGGAGAUUAGUGGGAUGGGGACAAAGGGUUUAAGGCUUCUGGUCCCUUCUCCUAGACUAGAACCAUCUUCCAUUGUCUCUCCCCACUGCAUGGAUGACUACAAUGGUAAAAGCAGCUAUUAAGUAUGCCCUGAGUGUAGGCUACCGCCACAUUGACUGUGCUGCUGUCUACGGCAAUGAGACUGAGAUUGGGGAGGCCUUGAAAGAGAAUGUGGGGCCUGGCAAGGCGGUGUCUCGGGAGGAGCUGUUUGUGACUUCCAAGCUGUGGAAUACUAAGCACCACCCCGAGGAUGUGGAGUCUGCCCUCCGGAAGACACUGGCUGACCUCCAGCUGGAGUAUUUGGAUCUGUACCUGAUACACUGGCCUUAUGCCUUUGAGCGAGGGGAUGACCCUUUCCCUAAGAAUGCUGAUGGGACUAUCCGCUAUGACUUCACUGACUACAAGGAGACCUGGAAGGCUCUGGAGGCACUGGUGGCUAAGGGGCUGGUGCGGGCGCUGGGCCUGUCCAACUUCAACAGUCGGCAGAUUGAUGAUCUGCUCAGUGUGGCCUCUGUGCGUCCAGCUGUCCUGCAGGUGGAAUGCCACCCAUAUCUGUCUCAGCAUGAGCUGAUUGCCCAUUGCCAAGCACGCGGCCUGGAGGUGACUGCUUACAGCCCUUUGGGCUCCUAUGAUCGUGUUUGGCGUGAUCCUAAUGAACCUGUCCUGUUUGAGGAGCCAGUGGUCCUGGCACUGGCUGAAAAGUAUGGCCGGUCUCCAGCCCAGAUCUUGCUCAGGUGGCAGGUCCAGCGGAAAGUGAUCUCCAUCCCCAAGAGUGUCACACCUUCCCGUAUCCUUCAGAACAUCCAGGUUUUUGACUUCACCUUUAGCCCAGAAGAGAUGAAGCAGCUAGAUUCCUUGAAUAAAAAUUGGCGAUACAUUGUGCCUCUGCUUACAGUAGAUGGGAAGACGGUGCCAAGAGAUGCAGGGCAUCCUCUGUACCCCUUUAAUGACCCAUACUGAAACCACAGCUUCCUGGUUUCCUGUCCAGAUCUCCAGCUACGAGGUACUGCCACCCCCUGAAAGAGCAAGUUAAUAAAGCCAUUGGAACAUCUACA
Molecule: messenger RNA, 1555 nt
Organism: Miniopterus natalensis
Lineage: Eukaryota; Metazoa; Chordata; Mammalia; Chiroptera; Miniopteridae
Source: RefSeq, a predicted model, not a curated record